Molecule: messenger RNA, 837 nt
Organism: Notothenia coriiceps (black rockcod)
Lineage: Eukaryota; Metazoa; Chordata; Actinopteri; Perciformes; Nototheniidae
Product: phosphorylase b kinase regulatory subunit beta-like
Exons: 11
Coding region: 160-837 (225 amino acids)
Biological process (GO): glycogen metabolic process
Cellular component (GO): phosphorylase kinase complex
Molecular function (GO): calmodulin binding
Source: RefSeq, a predicted model, not a curated record
GAGGCUGAUAAGGUGGAGCAGUUCAAACAGGACCCCAACCCCUCCAAGUGCCUGCACUCUGUGUUCAAUGUAGACACCGGGGACGAGGUGCACUCCUACAGCGACUACCACCACCUGCAGAUCGAUGCCGUCUCUCUGUUCCUGCUGUACCUGGUGGAGAUGAUCUGCUCGGGUCUGCAGAUCAUUUACAACACCGAUGAGGUUUCUUUCAUCCAGAACUUGGUGUUCUGUGUGGAGAGAGCCUACAGGGUGCCUGACUACGGCAUGUGGGAGCGAGGCAGCAAAUAUAACAACGGAAGCACUGAGCUGCAUUCCAGCUCUGUGGGCCUGGCUAAAGCUGCUCUGGAGGCCAUCAAUGGGUUCAACCUGUUCGGAAACCAGGGCUGUUCGUGGUCGGUGAUAUUUGUGGAUCUGGACGCCCACAACAGGAACAGGCAGACACUGUGUUCCCUCCUGCCCCGAGAGUCCCGCUCGCAUAACACAGACGCAGCCUUGCUUCCAACCAUCAGCUAUCCUGCCUUUGCAGUAGAUGAUGACGCCCUCUACAGCCAGACACUGGACAAGAUCGUCCGAAAGCUGCGCGGCAAGUACGGCUUCAAACGUUUCCUCCGGGAUGGCUACCGCACCGCUAACGAAGACAAGGAACGCCGUUUCUACAAACCUGCUGAAAUGAAGCUCUUUGAUGGGAUCGAGUGCGAGUUUCCCAUAUUUUUCAUCCACAUGAUGAUUGACGGGGUGUUCCGAGGAAAUCAAGCUCAAGUCAAAGAGUACCAGGAGCUCCUUGCACCCAUCAUCUUCCAGUCUUUUGAAGGCUCGGGAGUAGCAGAUACCAUAUAA